CGGAAGUGGCGGCACCAGAGGCGGAAGUGAGGCCAUGACUAGAGGCGGAAGUGGGCGGGGUCUAGCGCCUUGCGGAGCGGGAUGGAGGCGGCCGGGCCGGCUCUGAGCGCGGAGACCCUCCGGGGGCGGCUGCUGCGGGGGCUGGAGGCGGAGCACGUGGAAGUCGAGGACACGACCCCGAGCCACUGCUCCUCCAGCUUCAAGGUCCUGGUCGUCUCGUCCCGGUUCCGGGGGAAGCCCCUGCUCCAUCGACACCGGCUGGUGAACGAGCUGUUGGCAGAGGAGCUGAAGCACAUUCACGCCUUCGAGCAGCGCACGCUGACCCCCGAGCAGUGGGAGAAGGAGCGGGGGGGCCUGCAGUGAGACCCCCGGCCCCGGAGCAGGACGGAGCUGGGACCCCGCGCCCCACGGAGCUGAGAGACCAGCUGCAAUAAAGGAUUAUGGGCAACAAA
Caretta caretta (loggerhead turtle) is the source of this 452-nucleotide messenger RNA. RefSeq names its product bolA family member 2B (gene BOLA2B). Gene Ontology annotation, molecular function: 2 iron, 2 sulfur cluster binding. Gene Ontology annotation, cellular component: nucleus; cytosol. Gene Ontology annotation, biological process: intracellular iron ion homeostasis; protein maturation. Lineage: Eukaryota; Metazoa; Chordata; Testudines; Cheloniidae. The record is from RefSeq and is a predicted model, not a curated record.